AACCCUUUACCCCCCUCCACUUCUGUGCUUGUGUUUCAAGAUGAUGCACAGAUUGGUGAGAUCAAGAUCAAUACUCGCUGCAUUAUCGGUAACCAAAGGUUCUUUUCAACAUCAACGAGCCUUCUUUUCAACUUCUAUGUUGUUCGAUGAUACGCAGAUACAGUUCAAAGAAAGUGUCGCUCAAUUUGCCCAAGAGCAUAUAGCACCUCAUGCACCAGAAAUAGACAGAACAAAUUAUUUCCCAAAGGAGGUUAACUUAUGGAAACUAAUGGGUGACUUUAAUCUUCAUGGAAUUACCGCUCCAGAGGAAUACGGAGGACUAGGCCUUGGUUAUUUGUAUCACUGCAUAGCUCUGGAGGAGAUUAGCCGUGCAUCAGGAUCAGUCGGGUUGUCCUUUGGUGCCCAUUCUAACCUCUGCAUCAAUCAAUUGGUGAGAAAUGGAAAUGCUGCCCAGAAGGAAAAAUAUUUGCCCAAGCUAAUCCGUGGGGAGCAUGUGGGAGCUCUUGCGAUGAGUGAGCCGAAUGCUGGUUCAGAUGUUGUUGGCAUGAAAUGCAAAGCUGACCGUGUUGAUGGCGGUUAUGUUCUAAAUGGGAAUAAGAUGUGGUGCACCAAUGGUCCAAUUGCUCAAACUCUGGUGGUUUAUGCUAAAACAAAUGUUGCUGCUCGCUCAAAGGGGAUCACAGCAUUCAUUAUUGAGAAAGGGAUGCCGGGGUUCAGUACUGCCCAGAAAUUGGACAAACUUGGAAUGCGAGGAAGUGAUACAUGCGAGCUUGUUUUUGAUAAUUGCUUCGUUCCUGAAGAGAAUGUUCUUGGUGAAGAGGGAAAAGGAGUGUAUGUGAUGAUGUCGGGUUUAGAUUUAGAGAGACUUGUAUUGGCAGCUGGACCUAUCGGCAUCAUGCAGUCAUGUCUUGAUGUUGUUCUUCCUUACGUCCGCCAACGAGAACAAUUCGGCCGCCCCAUUGGAGAGUUUCAACUUAUGGAGGGGAAGAUUGCAGACAUGUAUACUUCUUUGCAGUCUUCAAGAGCAUACAUGUAUUCUGUUGCAAGGCAAUGUGAUAAUGGGAUACUUGUUCCAAAGGAUUGUGCUGGAGUUAUACUUGUUGCUGCAGAAAGAGCCACCCAAGUAGCUCUGCAGGCAAUUCAAUGUCUGGGUGGUAAUGGGUACGUGAACGAGUACCCGACUGGCCGGUUUCUUCGGGACGCUAAAUUAUACGAGAUCGGUGCCGGAACGAGUGAGAUCAGAAGGAUGAUUGUUGGUCGUGAACUUUUCAAGGAACAAUAAGAAGUUAAUCUCCUUUCUUUUAAAUUAAAAAUCACAAGAAAUGUGCUACUUUUAAUGCAUGGUAUAUAAUUUGAUCAUCUAACUUUUAUGAUUUAUC
This is a messenger RNA of Cynara cardunculus var. scolymus (artichoke), 1379 nucleotides long. Its product is annotated as isovaleryl-CoA dehydrogenase, mitochondrial-like. Gene Ontology annotation, cellular component: mitochondrion. The record is from RefSeq and is a predicted model, not a curated record. Gene Ontology annotation, molecular function: flavin adenine dinucleotide binding; 3-methylbutanoyl-CoA dehydrogenase activity. Gene Ontology annotation, biological process: L-leucine catabolic process. The transcript is spliced from 15 exons. The coding region runs from base 41 to 1282 and encodes 413 amino acids. NCBI's taxonomy places the organism in Eukaryota, Viridiplantae, Streptophyta, Magnoliopsida, Asterales, Asteraceae.